AUGCCGACACAUUUCAAGCUCAACACCGGCGCAGAAAUUCCCGCCAUCGGUUUUGGAACUUGGCAAGAUGAGCAGGCCCAGGAGGAUGCUGUGUUAGAGGCACUCAAAGCGGGCUAUCGACACAUCGACACCGCGAGGGUAUAUCUUACUGAAAAGGCCGUUGGCAAAGCCAUUAAGAAAAGUGGCAUCCCACGCCAUGAGCUGUUCGUCACAACCAAAUUGUGGAAUCACCAGCAUCAUCCGGAUGAUGUCCCGACAGCACUUCAGCAAUCGCUCGAUGAUCUCGAUAUGCAGUAUGUCGACUUGUAUCUGAUUCAUUGGCCUGUCGCGUGGAAACGGGGCACAGAUAUGUUCCCCAAGAAAGAUGGCAAGAUGCUUCUCGAGGACAUUGACUUUGUUGAUACCUAUAAAGCCAUGGAAAAGCUUCUAGAUACGGGCAAGGUCAAAGCGAUCGGCGUGUCCAACUUUUCCAAAGCUGAAAUGGAACACUUACUGGAGGAAGUCUCUGUCACCCCGGCUGUACAUCAAAUGGAGUGUCAUCCAUGGUUGCAGCAGCGCUCUUUCGUCGCCUGGCAUCGAUCGAAGUGCAUCCAUAUCACCCACUAUUCACCGCUUGGAAAUCAGAACCAGCUUUAUCAAUCCAAAGGUUCGGUAGGUAAGUUGAUUGAGGAGCCUGUUCUUGCCGACAUUGGCAAGCAGUAUGAUAAGAGUGCCCCUCAAGUAACUCUAGCAUGGGGAAUCACCCAGGGUCAUUCUGUGCUUCCCAAGUCAAAGACACCCGCACGGAUCCAGAGCAACUUCAAGGGCGAUUUCCGUUUGGGACCGCGAGACAUGGAGAAAAUUCAACAACUUGACAGAAAGCUUCGUUUCAACGAUAGCAGUGAAGACUUUGGAAAGGAAUUCUUCACCGACCUCGACGGCAAGUAG
Penicillium diatomitis is the source of this 927-nucleotide messenger RNA. Its product is annotated as aldo/keto reductase. The record is from RefSeq and is a predicted model, not a curated record. Gene Ontology annotation, molecular function: aldose reductase (NADPH) activity. NCBI's taxonomy places the organism in Eukaryota, Fungi, Ascomycota, Eurotiomycetes, Eurotiales, Aspergillaceae. The transcript has 4 exons. Gene Ontology annotation, cellular component: cytosol. The coding region runs from base 1 to 927 and encodes 308 amino acids.